This is a messenger RNA of Mytilus trossulus (common blue mussel), 2393 nucleotides long. RefSeq lists its product as uncharacterized. Gene Ontology annotation, cellular component: cytoplasm. The transcript has 2 exons. Bases 347 to 2140 code for a protein of 597 amino acids. NCBI's taxonomy places the organism in Eukaryota, Metazoa, Mollusca, Bivalvia, Mytilida, Mytilidae. Gene Ontology annotation, molecular function: glycerophospholipid phospholipase A1 activity; A2-type glycerophospholipase activity. The record is from RefSeq and is a predicted model, not a curated record. Gene Ontology annotation, biological process: N-acylphosphatidylethanolamine metabolic process.
GUUAUAAUAUAUGUAAUGGAUAUAUAUCUUGUAUAUUUUGUUGACAUUGUGACAAACACUUGAUCAUGUUGAUCUAUCAAUCUAUUUAAAGAACUAAUAGAUAUGGAAGGUGAAAUAUUAGCACUUAGACUGUGAAGCCACCACAAGUUUGAUUGCUGGCAAAUCCGAAUAAAAAAAUCAAGAUAGAUAUGAAAAUCUAUGAACUACAUUAAAAUCUCAAACCAGGAAACUUGCAACAUACCAGUAACCCGACCUUAUUGAUAAUACUUUGAGACACAAUAUCAGACUAAAUCAGCGGUCAAUUGAUAAAGAAUUAUUAUUUCGUUAGUGGUCACAAUGAGAAACCAUGGAGAAUAAAAGUAAAUCUUUAGAAAGUUAUCAUUGGGAAAACAAUUAUGAUAGAAAAAUAGUUACUGAAAACUUAGUUCUAAUGAGCGACUUGGCAUCAAAAAGCUGCCAAAAGACUAUUGAUAACCCGAUAGACUUGAAUGAGGAACAUGCUCAUUUGGUUAAAUAUGGGAAUAGCGAAAAACAUGUUAACGAAUCUGUUGACCAAUCACACGAUACAAUCUUCUUUUAUAAUAUGAACGAAAAAACUCCUACUGAAAAUCAACAAGAAGCAACUCACGAGUUAAUAGAUGUCGCAAAAAUUGAAACCAAGUCUAGUGUCAACGAAGUUCGUCAGAAGACCGUAACAAAUACAAAAUAUCUAAUGGAUCUAAAUACUAAAACAGAAACAUCGCAAGACGAAUUACAUGUUGUAAAUCCAUUGUCGACAAGUUCAAAGGUAGGCGAUGUCCUGAUGAUGCAAAGACCACCGUCACACAUUACUAUCUAUAAAAUGACACAAACAAACACACCUUCAAAAGAAGUAAAACAAAUUGAUUUAGACAAAAUAACUGAAGAGGUAGAUACAAAUGAUUUGGAUUUUGAUGAUAUUUUUGAAAAUGGCAUAGAAAUAGGAAAUUCUACAUUUUACAUAUAUAUUGAAUCCACUUUGGAAUCGAUACAAAAGGAGAAAAGUGAUUAUUUACUUGGAACAAAUAGUGAUGAUUGGGUACACUCCGAUAAAGACCUAUUGUCUUGUAGCAUUGCCGAUGAUGACACGGAUUCGAAUGUUUUACACUCAUCUUUACAAUUGAUGAAAUAUGAUGAGAGUGAGGCUGGCAGAAGUUGUAUGGAUUGUAUUAAACCAGUACAAGUUAAAACCUGGAAGGAAAUCAACCAAGGUGACCAUAUUAUUCUUUCAAGGAGUUUCUAUGACCAUCACGCAAUUGUCGUUAGAGUAUUUCCACCGAAUGAUGAUAACAGUAAUCAAGUUGAUUUGGAAAUAAUUCAUCAAACAAACAGUGCUAUGGGUGCCGUUAGGGAUAGUAUACGUCGUAAAGGAAAACUAGCUAAAUUAAAACGUGCUACUGAAACUGUCAAUUUAAAGACGGAUAUAGUUAGGGUUUGUAAAUAUUGGGGAAGUAUAAAGCCGAGAUCCCCCGAAGAAGUUGUUAAACGGGCAAUUGAAGCUUUGCAUGGAGCCAAGGAAGAAUUUGCGUAUGAUAUUUGGGAUAAUAAUUGCGAACAUUUUGUUUCUUGGUGUGUUACCGGAAAAAAACUCAGCAUUCAGAUAAGAAAAGCUGUGGUUGUUUUUAAAAUAUGUUUUCAGUUACAGAAAGGAUUACGUGGACUAAGUGACGAGCUAUUAAGGAACCAGGUCGAAUAUAAACAUGGCAUGCUUUGUAAAACGUGCUUCGAGAGAAAUGAGAAAAUGCUUAGUGUUACAAAAAAGAAAGUUUGGCUUAAGGACGACUUACAAAAAGGUGACAUAAUUUUGUAUGGAUAUUUCAAACUUCUGCACUGUUCAGUUGUUCUUGACAUUAUCAAACGCAAAGAAAAGUAUAUUAAGUGCGAAAUUGCACACUAUGCAUUCAAUGGACCGCUUAAACAGAAAAAAAUACAAAGUGAUAUUUUGAAAGUUCCAUUUAAUGGAACUGUUUCAGUAUUUGAUUAUGAGAGUGAUUUUACAACUUAUGAUCCUGAAGAGGUAGUUAGUCGAGCUAGGGAGCGGAUAGGAGAAAAAAUGUUUUCUUAUUUUUCUAAUGACUCGAGCCAUUUUGCCCGCUGGUGUAAACUAAAAUUGUUAAACUAGUGUAAAUUGAUACUUUUGUUCACUCUAGAAUUUAAAACGAACCUAUGAGUUGGACUGAACUAUUCGAUUGCUGAUUCUGAUCAUUUGUUUGUCUGGUCUCAUUUAAAGACAAAAAAAAAAUUUUGAUUGUUUGCUGUUUCCUACUAACCUUCUUUGUAAAUAGCCUAUCCAAAACUUUUCGAUACAAAUCGUUUCAAAUUUAUUAUAUUUUAAAGAUUUCAUUCUGCUAGAAUGUCGUCGAUCGUGUCUAAAA